UUUAUUCAAAUUUUGUCAGAUUUAAAGAUAUGGUUGAAUAAGAAAGGUCUUAAAAAUAUCAAAAGAGCCUCUUCAACUUGUUUAAACUUCCUCUUUAAGAUGCGACUACAAGAGUGGACAUAUCUAGCUGGCGUUUUCUGUUUAGUUGCUUGUUAUGACAACCUCAGCAGGAGGAGGACAACAACAGUAACACAGAGUACAACCUUUAAAUCCGACACAGAUUUCUGGUAUAAUGCGACCUUAGCUAUUGAUGGACUGACCAACACAUCUGAUAGCUACUGUAGUCAUACUGGAACAGACCAAGCCAUUGCUUGGUUACAGGUAGACCUUGGAGCAUACUACAGCAUACACAGUGUAAAACUGUUUUAUAGAAACGAAGAGGGAAUCUGGCGACCAUAUCGCUUCAGACAGUUUUUUCUGGAUGUAUCGGGUGUACCAGUAACAGAGUCGAUAACACUCAACAGAACGCGAUGCUUCACUGACAAUACGUCAGCCCCAGAAGUACCCCCAGAUGUGAUAUCAAUACCCUGUCAACACACAGCGAGAUAUGUUAUUGUUGAAACUACAUACGACGCGCCUGAAGAUGACCCCGUCAAAGGGCCGAUACUUGAAUUAUGCGAGAUCGAAAUAUAUGGUUGUGAGAUUGGUAAAUAUGGUGAUUAUUGCAUUUCCUGUCAAGGGUGUCAAACGUGUAACAUUGAAAGUGGAAAAUGUGUAUGCAACAACACACAUUACGGUCCGACAUGCUCUAAUGAAUGCAGUGAUAAAUGUACAAUGAAAUCAUGCAGUGAUGAAACUGGAUUUUGUGUGUUUGGAUGCCGAUCAGGCUAUUAUGGAAACAGGUGCAACAUCGCCUGCUAUGCAUGUCAAUCUGGAUGCGAUAGAAUUACAGGAGAAUGUAUUGGAGAUUGUCCGGUCGGAAUGUAUGGAUUUUCCUGUGAUAGAAAUUGCAACAAUUAUUGUAGAAAUGGGUGUGAGAAGAUUUCGGGUCUUUGCAAUGAAUGUGUCAGCGGAAAAAUGGGAAACUUUUGCAACACGACCUGCGGGGAUGAUUGUGUUUAUGGGUGUAAUCGAACAACUGGAAACUGUACCGAACGACCCGAGUGGUAUGACGACAGACCGCUGGAUACAGAAGUGCGGUAUAACUCAUUCCCCAACAGCAUUUUCAUACUAUACAUAGUUGUUGCGUUUCUAUUCAUGAGCCUCACCGUCAAUGUAUUCACUGUGACGUGGAUUGUAUGCCCCAACAGAUUUAAAAGGCGAGAGAAAUCAAAUAAAGGUUGCGGCGAUUCAUCUAUAAAUAGUACAAGUAUAAUUCGACAAUCAACUGUUUACGAAACAGCCGAUGACAACACAGGGUACCAUGAACUGGCCUAUAUCAGUGGAUCAUCUCACUACGACGAGUUUCAGGGAGAUUAUCUGGAUCCUUGUUCUAUGUAAUUUUCGAGCUGUUGCAAAUAUGAAUGAGAGUAUUCCACAUGGAGAUCGUAAAUAUGAUAAGACUUGUGAAACGUACAAUUUAUGGUGUUUUUAUUUGUUUUAAAUUGUUUUCACAGUUGCUGCAAAAAAAACAACAAAACGUUAAGAUAU
This is a messenger RNA of Magallana angulata, 1590 nucleotides long. RefSeq names its product multiple epidermal growth factor-like domains protein 10. The record is from RefSeq and is a predicted model, not a curated record. The transcript is spliced from 7 exons. NCBI's taxonomy places the organism in Eukaryota, Metazoa, Mollusca, Bivalvia, Ostreida, Ostreidae. Bases 100 to 1440 code for a protein of 446 amino acids.